Paralichthys olivaceus (Japanese flounder) is the source of this 1194-nucleotide messenger RNA. It is a transcript of the gene map1lc3cl, whose product is annotated as microtubule-associated protein 1 light chain 3 gamma, like. Gene Ontology annotation, biological process: autophagy of mitochondrion; autophagosome assembly; autophagosome maturation. Gene Ontology annotation, molecular function: ubiquitin protein ligase binding. Gene Ontology annotation, cellular component: autophagosome; autophagosome membrane; cytosol. Lineage: Eukaryota; Metazoa; Chordata; Actinopteri; Pleuronectiformes; Paralichthyidae. The record is from RefSeq and is a predicted model, not a curated record.
UUUGCUGACUUCCAACCCGAGGGGACUUCACCGUCAGCCUGGGCAAGCACACCACACCAGUGCCACCAGCCUCCAUCACCACUGGUCUCGGCAAACCACCCCAAGCAACAAACAAAAAAUGGCUCCUUUUGAGAAAUCCAUGGAGAUGAUGCCCUUCAAGCAAAGGAAAUGUCUUGCAACAAGAAAAGAUGAAGUGUGCAGCAUUCGCUCUAAAUUCCCCAACAAGUUGCCUGUGAUUGUUGAACGUUACAUCCGUGAAAAGACACUCCCCCUGUUGGACAAGACAAAGUUCCUGGUUCCUUUUGAGCUCACGUUGGGUCAGUUCCUCUGCCUGCUUAGGAAUAAGAUUGACUUGGACUCUACGAAGGCCCUGUUCCUCUUGGUGGCAGAGAGGAGCAUGUCCUGCAUGUCCUCCAGCAUGGGGGAGGUUUAUUCCCGCCACAGCGACGCAGACGGCUUCCUCUACAUCACCUACGCCUCGCAGGAGAUGUUCGGAGCAGCUCAGUCGGCGGCCAGGCCUCACUGCUGAGUCUGAGACAGAAACAAAAUGAACUGAACCCAGACCAAAGGUGCACAAACAAGCAAGGACAAACUGAGCCCAGCCAAGACUGAUUUGUCCAUUUUUAUACCCACAAACUGCAUCUCAUUCUACCUCAUAAACCCUUCUUGACAUUUAAACUGAAUAAAAUAAAAUCACAUGGUAUCUCAAGAAACCAAAACUGGACAUACGUGGACAAAAAUGCCCCUGAUGAAGACAUUUGUUUUAGGCUGAUUGAUAAUUUGAUUUCUAUCAGGAGAUAUUAGGAGAAAAUAACAGAUGUGACUGUUUUGAGUUCUGUAAAUUAACUCUGAGCAUUGCAGUCACUCACUGUUGUCUGAGCUUCAGUGCAAAUGUCCCAAUUGUCACAUACUUGCACUACCAGUUCAUGCAGGGUAAAACCACCACCACCUUCUUCUUCUUCUCCACUCUACAAACAAAAACAAUGGAGUCAGUGUCUUUCUGGUAAUCAGGCUCCUCCUUAGCACUUAUCCCCCCUCCCUCCCCUCUUUCCUCUGAUUGACUACUUGUCUCCGUCUUCUCCAAAAAAUGUGAAAUUCUACUCUGGACUCACGCAGAUCAUUGCAGGGACUAUUGAUGUGUUGUGUCUCCAGCUGUCACUAUUCCAAUAAAGAAAUGACCUCCUGUCCUUUUAA